CUCGCACAGUCUGGCUCGGACCCCGCCCAUCUUCUUGCAUCUGUAGACUUGAGAUAUUCGCCAGAGAGUCAAAAUGAAGGCAGGUCAGAGUUCAAGUCGAUAUCCAGAACUCAAAGUCUUCAUACCCUGAUCAUGCCCUCAAAACGAGAGCGACCACCGCUACUAUUCAUUGUGCAAGACUCCGAAAGCUACCCAUUACCCAAGUCCUCGUCCUCGAAAAACUAUCAAUCCUUCGCUAUAGCCUCGCAUGUCGCGUCACGGUAUAACCGCUGGACCAAGAGAACCCGGAAAGAUCUACGACUCGACCCGACCACAGAAGCAAUUCUAGCCCCGAAAUCCCCGGUCCCCAAGUCUUUAUCAGCAGCAACCUCCACCAGCAGCGCAGCCUCCGAGGACGAAAAGGGGAGUCCGAGGAUUGGUAAGCGCGGUGCCGAACGUGAAGUUGCCAACAAUCAUUGGUUUACCGUGGCUGAGAGCAGUGCACGAUUGCCUGCAUCGGCCAGAAAAGCCCCUUCUGAGAGGGCAUGGGAAGGAGCCCUGCUCAAAUUUGAAGAAUUCGUCUCGACUCGGCUACAGAAUCUGGGAUCCCAGUUCCUCGAUCCUUUCGUUUCGCUGAACUACGACGCCGAGAUCAAGGCGAACCUAUACUUCUACUUCAACACCAUCCGACCUUUUGCGACACAUGUCAUUCCCAAAUGGAACUGGUGUGGGAGUCUCUCCCAAAUCCAAGCAUCGCCCGUGUUGACAUAUGCCGUUGCGACGUUUGCUUCAAUCUUUCUGUCUGGUAUGCUAAGAGGCGGUCCUGGCGUCGUCCUACCACCUCCGACAGAGAAAGGGCAAAAAUCGAAAUGGCCCAUUCCGCCGUGGUUACGCCUUCAUACAAAAUGUCUGGUCGAGCUCAACUCCAUUUUGCGAGAUCCAGCCAAAUCAGUGGACGAGUCCUGCUACCAUGCAGUAUUAUUCCUGUACAGGCUGUCCCUCCUCUUAGCAGACGGCGAAAGUGGUCGUAUGCACUUCCAAGGUCUCAGACGUAUCUCCACGCUCCUAGGCUACGACGAAGCUCCCCUUGAAACAGAACUAGCCGUCACGAAAGUAAACAUAAUCGGAGCGUACCUGCACAGCUCCUCUAUCGUGCUGGUCCGCAAACACAACACUUCCCAGCUCGGUCAGCCGCACGUGCGCUCAGAAGUCGAAAUUGACCGACACCUCUGGCCCAGCGAGCGUGAAUGGUUCUCUCACCGCGCCCAUCUCGCCGGAAGAGCCCUCGCAUGGCGCUCCGAAUCCCCGUCCGCCGACUUGCAACCCGAGUCUGCAUUUGCCAUUGCACGCAUGGACCCUCAGUCCUCGCUCCUCCACCCACUCGACCUCCAGGAAUUGCAACGCUGCUACCAGAUCAGCGUCUUCUUCUGGAUGUACCUGAACGCCAUCUCCUUCAACACCUCCGCGCUGAUCGUUCGGUCGAAUCUUCUCGAACUGCAAAACAGAUUGUCCAACAUGGACCUGUUCACGAUGAGCUCCGUGUGCUACACGACGCUGUUCAACGUCCUCCUUGCAGGCACAAACGCCGCGUACGGACAUCCGGAGCGGUGGUGGUUCGUGCGCAAGAUCAUAGAACUGUAUCCCGACGUGCAGUUACUGGAUACCGUGUACCAACUUCUGGCUGAUUUCUUCGAUCCGCUUGCGCUGAAUUUCAAUGUGCUGCAGGACAUUUGGGACGACGUCGUCCGUGUGAGAGGAUCUUUCGGCCACGGUUCUGCAACCAACUCCCAGGAAAAUAGUCUACCGAGCAACAAGGUCGUCCGGCCGGUGAAGCACUACAGGCCGACGACGUAUGCGCCGGAUCUCAAAAAACCCACAGUAGUACUGGAGAUUGCUGAGGGUGAGGAGGAUUCCCUUGAGGAUCGGCUGCAUAAAGUGGCCGGCGAUUAUACCGGGCGUCAGGCUCGAUUGCAAUAUGGCCCUCAUCCUGGGCCGCCUAGGUCAUAAUGGCGCUUGUAUCGACCAUCGACUGCUUACGAGACAUGCACCAUCAACGAAUCCACAAGGGAUCUUGCACUGCCAAGUUCACUUCCCCCGCACAUCUGUCGAGAAAAAGAAAAGUGCGACGUGGUCGAUUGAUGGCGAAGCGUGUAUAAGUCGGAAACUUGAGACGAUGUGGGAAUGUCAUGUGUACAACAUGAAGAGUACAUUGAGAAGCAGAAAUGCUAAGAGACGACAGAGGCUUGAUGGGGGCAACCUGGCCCACUCAGAAGAAUAUUCGUAUUCUCCGAGUUUGGCAUCUUGGGCCAUUCAUCCUAUCAAUUCUACGUACAAGGAACAGCUGCUGGCCAGCUUGUCAUGAUUCGUUCAUCCUGUACCCGGGACCUCAAGAGAUAUGAUGAGGUCAAUCCUUGGCUUGCGCUCUCUUCCUCUUGAUAGCACGACAGCUGAGUGGCCCAUGUUGUUAUUAGGGAAGAACCUCUCGAAGGCCAUCUU
Molecule: messenger RNA, 2475 nt
Organism: Exophiala xenobiotica
Lineage: Eukaryota; Fungi; Ascomycota; Eurotiomycetes; Chaetothyriales; Herpotrichiellaceae
Exons: 4
Coding region: 133-1986 (617 amino acids)
Source: RefSeq, a predicted model, not a curated record